AUGUUUGCAACCAUUAGAAGAUUCCAAGCUACCCCAGGCUACACACAACUCUUACAAACGCUUAAGGUUGACUUGAAGCAAGCGAUGAUUGCCAAAAAUGGUCCGGAAAAGAACACCAUCAAGGCGAUCAUGGCCACUAUCAAAAACAGAGAAAUUGAUGGUGCUAAACAGACUGAAACUUCGUUGAAGAGAACGUUGGGAAAGAUGAUCAAACAAAGAAAGGAUUCCGAGACUUUGUACCGCAACCAAGACAGGGACGACUUGGCUGAUGUCGAACAGAAGGAGACGGUGUUUAUUCAAAAGUACUUGGAUACUGUUGAGGCAUCUGAAAACAAGUAG
This is a messenger RNA of Australozyma saopauloensis, 339 nucleotides long. RefSeq lists its product as uncharacterized. Lineage: Eukaryota; Fungi; Ascomycota; Pichiomycetes; Serinales; Metschnikowiaceae. The record is from RefSeq and is a predicted model, not a curated record. Bases 1 to 339 code for a protein of 112 amino acids. Gene Ontology annotation, molecular function: carbon-nitrogen ligase activity, with glutamine as amido-N-donor. Gene Ontology annotation, cellular component: mitochondrion. The transcript has a single exon.